Molecule: messenger RNA, 693 nt
Organism: Ilex paraguariensis (yerba mate)
Lineage: Eukaryota; Viridiplantae; Streptophyta; Magnoliopsida; Aquifoliales; Aquifoliaceae
Source: the annotation of a GenBank genome assembly
AUGAGGAAGUGGACGGUACCUUCCGUUCUGUUUCUGUUAUGCCUUCUCUUUCUCCUUCCAGAUCAAGGUCGGAAGUUGCAUGCAAAUGCAGAGGGUGAUUCUGACGCUCCAGUAGAUCCACCAAAGGUUGAAGAAAAGAUCGGCGCUGUUCCAAAUGGUUUAUCCACCGAUUCUGAUGUUGCUAAAAGAGAAGCUGAGUCGAUGUCCAAGAAAAAUCUCCGCGCAAAUGCGGAGAAGUUCGAGUUUCAGGCUGAGGUGUCUCGGCUUAUGGACAUCCUUAUCAACUCUCUUUACAGCAACAAGGAUAUUUUCUUGAGGGAGCUGAUCUCCAAUGCUUCUGACGCACUGGACAAGAUUAGGUUCCUCUCACUCACGGACAAGGAGGUGUUGGGUGAAGGUGAUAACACCAACCUUGAGAUCCAGAUUAAAUUAGACAAAGAAAAGAAAAUUCUGUCAAUCCGUGAUAGAGGUAUUGGUAUGACGAAGGAAGAUUUGAUAAAGAACUUGGGGACCAUAGCUAAGUCGGGAACUUCAGCUUUUGUGGAGAAAAUACAGACAAGUGGAGACCUCAAUCUCAUUGGGCAAUUCGGUGUCGGGUUCUACUCAGUCUAUCUUGCUGCCGAUUAUGUAGAAGUCAUUAGCAAACAUAAUGAUGACAAACAGUAUGACGUCUGGAGCCUUGUGUUUCAAUGA